This is a messenger RNA of Aspergillus nidulans FGSC A4, 2581 nucleotides long. RefSeq names its product protein leuB. Gene Ontology annotation, biological process: regulation of DNA-templated transcription; DNA-templated transcription; regulation of transcription by RNA polymerase II. The record is from RefSeq and is a predicted model, not a curated record. Gene Ontology annotation, molecular function: DNA-binding transcription factor activity; DNA binding; DNA-binding transcription factor activity, RNA polymerase II-specific. NCBI's taxonomy places the organism in Eukaryota, Fungi, Ascomycota, Eurotiomycetes, Eurotiales, Aspergillaceae. Bases 386 to 2581 code for a protein of 731 amino acids. The transcript has 6 exons. Gene Ontology annotation, cellular component: nucleus.
CCCACCGAGACCGUAUCUACAAAACAAGAAAAGCGAAGAGGCAGCUUGCAAAAGCCGAAGUCGAAUCCCGCAGCAGCUUUGCGUUGUUAUUUCAGCUGCUGAUUCACAGUGGGUCCGUGGAGGUCGAGACGGUGACUUGGUUUCUCGGGGCUUUUUUUUUCGCCUCGCGCAAUCGCAUGCUUUUCACUUAUCGGUCUCGAGCAAUCCCGCAUUAAUCAUUACACCUUCGUUCGAACAAUUCGUUCUCUAUCGUUUAUAGUCGGGCGCUUCAUCCAGUCUGGCGUCAUUUGGAGGGCCGUCCAGCGGAAUCGGAGACGCGGGUCUGCAGGGAUUCACACCUAAGCCAAGCCCGCGGAAUAAUGCUUCUGUCGUCACCAGCCCCGUGAUGGGAGGUAUUGGUCAUACGUCUAUUUCACCGGCCGUCGCGUCUGAUGGCGCGGGUCAGGCCAGAAAGCGAAAUGCUGGCAUGGCAGGGCUCGACAGCUCGCCCGGAAGUAUUGACGAUGUUGAGGAGGUCGAGAAUCGCGACGAGAAAAGAAGACAACCGGUCAAGCGGGCCUGUAACGAGUGUCGGCAACAGAAGCUUCGAUGUGAUGUUGUCCAGGAUCCAUGGACGGACUGUUCCCGCUGUCGCCGACUGAAGCUAGAGUGCAAAAUCGAAUCCAAUUUCAAGCGCGUCGGCAAGCGGAGUCGAAAUGCAGAGAUGGAACGAGAGAUUAUUGAGCUCAGGAAGCAGAUUGCAAGCGUGCAGUCUGGGUCUGUUGGACAACAACAAUCGCACCUUCCUUCGGCACAACAGACCCCGAAACAAGAAAACCCGUCCAACCAAGUCAGCCCAGCCAGAGCCUACCAAACACCGUCGGCCAUGUCCGCAGCAGAUCAAUUCAUGGGAUCGCAUGAAGCCGUUGCUUCAUUGCUGGACUUGCGCUCCGGGUAUGACGGCUCGAGUUAUAUGAGAAAUGGGAACCAGCAUUUCAAGCGAAUCGAGGAUGUGGCGGUGGUACCUGAGAGAGUGACAGAGCUGUUUGACCUUUUCUUCACAUAUUACCAUCCUUUCCUCCCAUUCCUUGACCGAGAGCAAUCACCGGAGGAGUAUUACACUGUCUCUCCCUUACUUUUCUGGACCAUCAUCAGCGUUGGCGCCCGUCGGUAUCAACCCGACCCAAAUCUACUCAAUUCACUGGCCGGUCCUGUAACGCGCUUAGUAUGGAGUACAUUGGCCGAUGUCCCCCAAAGCUAUCAUGUCGUCAAGGCGCUAUGCCUGCUCUGCAGCUGGCCUUUUCCUACAAGCAGCACCUCUACGGAUCCCACUUUUAUGUUAUGUGGCUUAAUGAUACAGAUCGCCAUGCAACUUGGACUGCACCGCCCCUCACAUACGCAGGAUUUCAGCAAAUACAGGGUGGAGCUUGUUGAGGAAGAGCUCAGAGACAAAGUGCGAACAUGGGCGACUUGCAAUAUCGUUGCACAACGAGUUGCAACGGGAUAUGGACAGCCGCCCUGUACAUUGUAUGACUGGACGUUGUCGUCCCAAGAGUCGAUGGACCCGAAUUUCAAGCUUCCUGAAAGCAUCAGACAUAGGCUUGAUAUUGAGAAAUUUUGCGACAAGGUCACCAAAGCUCUGUACACCAACCGCCGGGAUCCUGUAGGGCUCUGCGGUAGCCAAGAGCGGUCCACAUUAACAUCUCUCCUUUCGCGGGAUUUAGAUGAGCUGGAGACUCAGCUCAAGCCACAUAAUGACUACAUUACCGAUCUCUAUUUGCGCGCAUCAAAUCUCCACCUUCAUUUAUCCGCUUUCUUUGACGAUUUCACUGCCAAAGACUACCGCGAACGACUUCUCUCCCUCUUUUUCGCGGCCACCACGUUCCUCGAAGCUGCGAUGAAGCUGCAGACUCAGGUUGGGCCGAUGCUCUCUAACACGCCGUAUUACAUUUACCAAAUGAUGGUUGCUGGGGGAUGUACACUAUUAAAGCUCUGCAAGAGUUUUUUCGCGUCCCAUAUUGACAUGGACUACGCCAAAGGUCUCUUCAAUCGUACUAUCUGGGCUAUUCGUAGCGUGUCAGUGAUCUCCAACGAUCUUCCUGAACGGCUUGCCGAAGUACUAGCUCAAAUGUGGAAGCUUGGAAGCACGCCGUCUCCGAAGCCACCUCCCGACAGUGUUGAAAUGGACGACUCGCUAAUGCUCAAGGUACGAUGCCGCAUGAGUAUGUCUCUACUCUUUGACUCUGUAUGGCGCUGGAGAGAGGAUACGCGGACCAAGGGCCGCAACAUAGAAGGUGAUUCCCUCACAUACCUCAAGAACCCCACAAACCCCGACUCGAACGCAGACUCUUCUGCUUCGUCAUCAGUAGGACCGCCGCGUACAUCGCCCGGGCUCGCUACUGGUGAUCCUAGCCUCGCCCCCGCUCUUCUUCCCCAGUCCAAUAUGGGCGUGCAGUCCGGAAACAACAUUGGCAGCCUACCUAGCGGAUUCAUGGAGCCCAACUACGAGGUCUUUGAUCCUCUCAAUUGGCUUCUUGAUGGCCUGGUGGACUUGCCGUAUCCAUACUCUGUCUCCGGCAUGGAGGCGCAAGGAAUUGCAUAG